GGCACAAUGUUUAAUUCAGUAGACUCUCGUAGUCCGGUAAUGGAUAUCCAAAAUUAAUCGUCGCGUUGUCUACUGAGAAUAUUUUACCAACUUUACUACUAAUAAUUUAUAAAAGAAUGCCACGAGGAAGAGGAAAGAAUUACAAAGGAAGAACUCGUCAUUUCACAUCUGCUGAGGAAAUUGAUAGGCAGAUGAAUGAUGAUGAAUGGAGAAAAAAACAAGAUGAAGCUAGAAACAGAAAUAAAGAAGAAAAUAAAAAGGAAAGUUCAGAAGAGGAAGAAUCUGAAAGUGAAUCUGAAAGUGAAUCAGAGGAUGAGGAUGAAAAAAAGAAGAAUUUGAUAGACAUCGAGAACCCAAAUAGAGUUCAAAAUAAAAUGAAAAAAGCUGGAGAAAUAACUUCAGAUGCUCCAAAACCUGAACUUUCAAGAAGAGAGAGAGAGGCAAUCGAAAAAGAACAAGCAAGAUUACGCUACGAAAAACUUCAUGCUGAAGGAAAAACAGACGAAGCUCGUGCUGAUUUAGCACGUUUGGCAAUUGUAAGAAAACAAAGAGAAGAAGCUGCUAAAAAGAAAGAUUUAGAAAAACUUGCAAAAGAAAAGGAAUUGAAAGAUGCAGAAGAAGCUCGGAAAAAGGCUAUGGAAGCUCAAUUAAAUCCUUCUAAGCCCGGAGGGCGUCGAAAAAAAUUGUAAAUUUUCUAUAGAAAAUUUUUAUCUGAAUUUGUUACAUUUUAA
Messenger RNA from Hydra vulgaris (swiftwater hydra), 731 nucleotides. Its product is annotated as 28 kDa heat- and acid-stable phosphoprotein. The record is from RefSeq and is a predicted model, not a curated record. Lineage: Eukaryota; Metazoa; Cnidaria; Hydrozoa; Anthoathecata; Hydridae. Gene Ontology annotation, molecular function: RNA binding. Gene Ontology annotation, cellular component: cytosol.